AUGUUGAGAGCCAGUGUCCGCAGAUACUCGAUCAAAAACCUUCCCUUCGAGUCCAAGCCAAAGAACAAAUACAAUGAGGCCCGUUCUGCUUUCAACUUGAAACCCGUGCCCACGCAAGGUCUCAUACACAAUCCUCCAGCUUCCAUGCCCAGCGUCACCGAUACACCAAAGGCGUUUUUACCACCCAACGAUCCUAGAUUGAAAUAUAUGGCCGAGAAGUUCAAGACCUACACGCCAGAAGAACUUGAGGACAUGCCUCUCAUAUGGGGGGCCAAGAAAGAUUACUCCUUGACUCCAGACAUCAUUCAGGAAAUCAUCACGUUGAGAAACCAAGACCCACACAAGUGGAGCAUUGCCAAGUUGGCGGCCAAAUUUGGUGUGGCCACAAACAAGGUGAAUGUGAUUACCGGAUUCAGCAUGGCCAAGCAGCAAAAAAUUCUCGAGGAGUUGCAGGCGGUCAAGGAGUCUUGGUCGGACAAGAGAAAAAUUGCCAGAGACGACAGACAACGGAGAAAACAAAUGUGGUUGAGAAACGAAUAUUAG
Molecule: messenger RNA, 543 nt
Organism: Clavispora lusitaniae ATCC 42720
Lineage: Eukaryota; Fungi; Ascomycota; Pichiomycetes; Serinales; Metschnikowiaceae
Product: mitochondrial 54S ribosomal protein mL58
Cellular component (GO): mitochondrial large ribosomal subunit
Molecular function (GO): structural constituent of ribosome
Source: RefSeq, a predicted model, not a curated record